Molecule: messenger RNA, 970 nt
Organism: Panicum virgatum (switchgrass)
Lineage: Eukaryota; Viridiplantae; Streptophyta; Magnoliopsida; Poales; Poaceae
Product: WUSCHEL-related homeobox 5-like
Exons: 2
Biological process (GO): plant organ development
Molecular function (GO): DNA binding; DNA-binding transcription factor activity
Source: RefSeq, a predicted model, not a curated record
CUCUCGCCGCCGCUGUCCCCGGCCUCCACGGCGGCGGCGGCGCUGGCGAACUCGAGGUGGAACCCGACCAAGGAGCAGGUGGCCGUGCUGGAGGGGUUGUACGAGCACGGCCUGCGCACCCCCAGCGCGGAGCAGAUCAAGCAGAUCGCGGCCAGGCUGCUCGAGCACGGCCACAUCGAGGGCAAGAACGUGUUCUACUGGUUCCAGAACCACAAGGCCCGCCAGCGCCAGAAGCAGAAGCAGGACAGCUUCGCCUACUUCACCAGGCUCCUCCGCCGCCCGCCGCCGCUGCCCAUGCUCGUCAGGCCCCCCGGCCCGCCGUUCCCUCACGGCCGCCUCCCCGUCCCGGCGGCGCCCGCGAUGGCGACGAUGGCCCCGCCGCCGCCCGCUGCUGCUGCUGCAUGCAACACCAGCACCGCCGCUGCAGUGAUGUACAGGGCUCCAUUCUACAUGCCAGCUCCGCAGGCGCCAGCGGCGAGCGCCGCCUACUACCACACGGUGCAGGAGCAGCAGCAGAUGCUGCUUCACCACCAGCAGCAGCAGCAGUGGCCAGUCAUGUACCCGAGGAUGGCGGUCGCCCAGGACAAGAUGAUCCCCGCCGCGGCGCCGCAGCAGCAUCAGCAGCCGCCGAGCCACCCGGGCGCCGCCGUGUACCAGUCCGCCGCGGCACCGGGCAACGCGAGGUCCGCCGCUCCGCUGCACGUGGUCCACCUCCCGGCGGCUGACGCCGGGGGCCCCAGCCGCGAGACGCUGCAGCUGUUCCCGCUGCAGCCCACCUUCCUGCUGCCGGACAAGGGGCGCGCCGCCGGCACGUCGGCGUCGACGGCGUCCGCUUCGUUCUCCGUGGAGUCCGAGAGCUCGGGGAGCCCGGACUCGAACGGCGACGCGCCCGCGGUGCCCUUCUACGACUUCUUCGGCCUCCAGUCCGGAGGCCGCUGAUCUGGGAGGGAGACGGUGAUCGGAGCUGAGG